This is a messenger RNA of Arabidopsis thaliana (thale cress), 993 nucleotides long. RefSeq names its product RING/U-box superfamily protein. Lineage: Eukaryota; Viridiplantae; Streptophyta; Magnoliopsida; Brassicales; Brassicaceae. Gene Ontology annotation, biological process: protein ubiquitination. Gene Ontology annotation, molecular function: ubiquitin protein ligase activity. The transcript has a single exon. The coding region runs from base 110 to 820 and encodes 236 amino acids. The record is from RefSeq and is marked reviewed. Gene Ontology annotation, cellular component: membrane.
AAAAUAAGAAAUUCUAUAAGUCCUUUAUUCCUUAUAUAAUAAAUCAUAAGUUAGUAAACUCUUUUGUUCACUUUUCUUUUGCAUCCACCGAAGAAAAACCAGCUUCACAAUGAGCUCCAACGACAGAGAUCAUCGCAGGUUCAACUCUGACCACCACUCAUUCUGGCCUAAUCCGUCUACUUACGAUCUUAACAGCAAGAUCAUGCUUGCCGCAGUGGCUUCUUUAUCUGGAGUUAUCCUCAUCGUCUUCGCUCUUCAUCUUUACGCAAGAUUCGUUCUCCGACGCCGUAGAGAAGCUUUCCGUGGCCUCCCCGUCAUUUUCCGCCACCCUUUUGAGAUGCCUAAGCGUGGCCUCAAUCCCACAGUCAUCGCUUCUCUCCCUACUUUCACUGUUGGAGCCACUGAUGGCGUGGCUGCCUCCGCUACUGAAUGCGCAGUGUGUCUAAGCGUGUUAAAGGAGCAAGACAAGGCGAGAGAGUUGCCCAACUGCAAGCACAUCUUCCACGUCGACUGUGUUGACACGUGGCUCACCACUUGCUCCACUUGUCCUGUUUGUCGGACUGAAGUUGAGCCAAGACCGAGACUUGAGCCUGAGCCAAGGGAAGGACCAGUCGGUACUGCACCGCAGUUGUUGGUGGAAACCAGGCUGAACUUGACUGUAGAAGCCGCAUCCUCUUCUUCCUCAGAUAACAAAACAGUUGUAUCCCCGGCUUCGCGAUUAAAUUCGUUUAGGAAAAUCUUGACGAGGGAAAGAUCUUCGAACAGGAUCAACCAUUCUUGUCCUGACCAAGAUCGUGUGGCAGAUCUUGAGAGACAUUGAGUCGACAUAUAGAUACAUAUUAUGCAUAUAAAUCAUAUACACAUAUCGAUAAUCUUUAAUUUAUACAAUAUCCUCCUUUCUUUUUUACUAUAUCAUGCUCUGUUUUUGGUUUUAGAUAGUUUUGUGUAACGGAACACUAAAUAUAUGUUAGUCAAAAGAUACAUCUGGUGCAG